UAUAUCCUUUGAUAACCUCGUAUGAAGUCACGAGGAGCCGCCAAUGGAGACUAGAAGUUCCUGCCCCCCCAAUUGUAUGAGAGACGACUGACUGUAUACAAAGCGAAAAGUGUCUGAAACGCUAACAUAGCAAAGAGCUCUGAAGUCUCACACAAUUAAUUUGGCAGAGAGGGAAAUAUGAAAGAAUCAUAUCCGAUGAAUAGCGGAGAUGGCACUUACAGCUACACCAAGAACUCCACCCAUCAGAGAGAAGUUUAUGAUGUUGCUAAAGAAAUGAUCAAUGAAGCAAUUGCAAAGAAGCUUGACAUGAAAAGCCUCAUUUCUUAUUCAAGCACGUUACUCAUAGCAAUGGCAAUGAUAAUUAUAAAUCUUGAAUUUUAGGUUUUUUUUUUUCCUUUUAGAAUUUACUUAAUUUUGUAGUCCAUUUUGAGUCUGCAAUAUUGUAUGAGUCUCAUUUUGAGCUAAAUAUAUGUUGUCACAAUGGUGGCCUUUAUCUGUUAUAUAUAUAUUUUAACUGAUGUGUUUAUAAUACUACAGUUGUUUUAUGGAUGCUGCUCUCCAAUUUUGAAUUGCAGAUUUCAAUAACUAUACCAUAUGUUAAUUUCUUAGUUCACUUGUAUAAUCUUUUGGAUAUAGUGAUACCAUUUGGUAUCACAGAUUUCAGGACUAUAACUAAUUGGAUUUGUUAAUGAUUAUCAAAGCAACAACACCGAAUCUGAUUGCCAUGGCAAUGAUAAUUUUAGCACAAAGAGCAAUAACAUCUUUUGCCGGCUUUACAGAGUGAAUUUUAUGAUGUUACUAAAGAAAUGAUCAAUGAAGCAAUUGCAAAGAAGCUUGACAUGAAAAUCCUCAUUUCUUAUUCAAGCACGUUGCGCAUAGCAAUGGCAAUGAUAAUUAUAGCACCAAGAGCAAUAACAUCUUUUGCCGGUUUUACAGAGAGAAGUUUAUGAUGUUGCUAAAGAAAUGAUCAAUGAAGCAAUUGCAAAGAAGCUUGACAUGAAAAGCCUCAUUUCUUAUUCAAGCACGUUGCGCAUAGCAGAUUUGGGAUGUUCAGUUGGGGCAAAUACCUUCAUUGCCAUGCAAAAUGUACUUCAAGCCAUAGAAAAAAAGUAUCUUUCCCAAGGCCUUGCCUCUAAAGUGCCCGAAUUCCAAGUGUUCUUCAACGAUCAUGCUACCAAUGAUUUCAAUACACUUUUCACAUCCCUCCCUCAGGAUAGGCAAUACUUUGCUGCUGGAGUGCCAGGUUCAUUCUAUGGCCGCUUAUUCCCAGAGUCCUCUCUCCAUUUUGUGUAUUCCUCCACUGCACUCCAAUGGCUCUCUCAGUUGCCUGAUGCGUUGCUUGACAAAAAAUCACAAGCAUGGAACAAUGGAAGAAUUUACUACACAAGUGCCUCGGAGGAAGUAGCAAAUGCUUAUGCAGCUCAGUUUAGAAAGGACAUGAAGAUGUUUCUGAAUGCCAGAGCUAAAGAGAUUGUGGCUGGAGGUAUGAUGGUAGUGCUCAUGCCCGGUUGUCCGGAUGAUAUCCAUUAUUCUCAGCGCUCAGCAGGUCUGAUGUUUGAUUUCCUUGGGUCUACUCUCAUGGAUAUGGUGAAUGAGGGAUUAGUGAGUGAAGCUCAAGUGGAUUCAUUUAACUUGCCCGUGUAUUGUCCCUCCCCCAAGGAGAUAGCACGUCUUGUAGAAGAAAACGGGUGUUUCAGGAUUGAGAGAAUGGAGUUGAUGGAUCCCAGGUCAAACAUGAAUUCCCCAUAUGAUGUGCAUAAAUUCAUAAUGCACGUAAGAGCUUUCCUGGAAGGAGUUUUCACCAAACAUUUUGGAAGUGAGAUUGUUAAUGAAAUGUUUGAAAGGAUUUUUCAAAAAAGUUCAGAGUUUUCCUGCGUGUUGGACGAAGGCGACAAGCAAAAAAAUAUAGUAUUUUUUAUUUUGAAACAUAAAUGAUACGAGUUGGAGAUGGUCUUCAUCUUGGCCUCAGUACAAGGGUAAUUUGCAUGUCUUUUCUCUCUCCCUCUCUUGUUUUUGUUGUUGUAUUGUACUGGGAUAAAUAAUCCAUUAUUGGCUCAAUAAAAUGGGUUUAAACUCAAGUGUGGGAUGUAUUUCUUGUUGGAAUCAAUAGAUUAAAACAUUGAGUAUC
Messenger RNA from Cornus florida, 2128 nucleotides. RefSeq names its product loganic acid O-methyltransferase-like. Gene Ontology annotation, molecular function: S-adenosylmethionine-dependent methyltransferase activity. The record is from RefSeq and is a predicted model, not a curated record. Gene Ontology annotation, biological process: methylation. The transcript is spliced from 3 exons. The coding region runs from base 964 to 1935 and encodes 323 amino acids. NCBI's taxonomy places the organism in Eukaryota, Viridiplantae, Streptophyta, Magnoliopsida, Cornales, Cornaceae.